Triticum aestivum (bread wheat) is the source of this 1329-nucleotide messenger RNA. RefSeq lists its product as uncharacterized. Gene Ontology annotation, molecular function: protein binding. Bases 1 to 1329 code for a protein of 442 amino acids. Lineage: Eukaryota; Viridiplantae; Streptophyta; Magnoliopsida; Poales; Poaceae. The record is from RefSeq and is a predicted model, not a curated record. The transcript has 4 exons.
AUGGGCGACGGCGCCGCCUCCCACCCCACCUGGCGCUACAACGGCGAGGACCGCAUCAGCGCCCUCCCCAACGACCUCCGCGGCCAGAUCAUCACCCGCCUCCCUUUCACGGACGCCGCACGCACCGCCGCCUUCGCCUCCCACUGGCGCCAGAUCUGGCGCACCACCCCGCUCGUCCUGCGCGACACCAAUGCCCACCUCCCUGAGGCUACGCGCGUCGCCACCGUCGCCGGGGCCCUCGCCGGCCACCCGGGGCCCUUCCGCACCGUCAACCUCUUCGGCUGCAGGUCCACCUCCCUGGAUCUCGAGCUCCCCGAGUGGCCGCGCCUCCUCGCCGCCAAGUUCACCAAGAACCUCUCCUUCCUAAACAAGCAAACCCAGCCCCAGACCACCUUGUCACCCCUCCCCAUCCCCGACGACCUCCCGCUCGCCGCCGAUGCCUUCCCCAAUCUCCGGAGGCUCGGCUUGGUAAGGAUCGACAUGAGCGACAAGUACAUCCACCGCUUGCUUGCUGCUAGCCCCGUUUUGGAGACCCUUGGUCUCAUGCUCAAGGGGAAGCCCGAGCGCGUCCAUGUCUGCAGCCAAAGCCUCCGGUGCUUGCUCCUUGGGUUGUCCAAGGUGGAGGAGUUCACCGUGGUGGACGCCCCGCUCUUGGAGCGCAUCAUCUUCUUCAAGCCGCCUUAUGGUGGAACCGAUUGCGUGAGGUUCAAGAUUGCUUCAGCACCCAAGCUGCGAGUGAUCGGCUACCUACAUGCAAGAAUUCACAAGCUGCAGAUCGGUAACAUCAUCAUCAAACCUGACACAAUCGCGAGCCCAUGCACUUUGGUCCCUAGUGUCGAGAUAUUGGCCGUGAAGGUGAACUUUGUUGUAUUCGGGGAGGUGAAGAUGUUGGCCAGCUUUCUAAGAUGCUUCCCCAGUGUUGGCACACUGCACAUCGAGUCUGUACCGCAGGAUCCAUCAGUAGCCGCUCAUGAACCCACUAGAGAGCACCAUGCUAGGUUCUGGCAGGAGGCCAGUCCAGUCGAAAGCUUGAGGUCACACAUCAGGAGCUUGUUCAUCCACAAAUUCCGAGGGGAUCAAAACGAGUUUGAAUUCCUCAAGUAUGUGGCCAUGAACGCGCGGGAGUUGCGAGCUUUGCUGGUCGUGUCGCCUGACGAAAAAAUUGCAUUGGCACUGGCAGACGAGGUGAAUGAGAUGGCAAACAAAUUGGAUCAUCCACGGUUUCAGCCAUGGAUUGCUCGAGGAUUCUUGGAGGCACCUCGAGUACGAAAUGCUUUGAUCUAUGCUAAAGUACCCUUUCUCAGUGUCGAUGACCCUUUUCGCUGGUGA